GUCCAGAGUACUCUGCAUUCAAUCAAUCAGAGAGAGAGAGAGAGAGAGAGAGAGACAGUGAGGAGAGAGAGAGUCAAUUGAAGACCUUCGUUCUUCUGUGUUUCAGCAAUGUCUCUGCUUUCAAAUUUCGUCAACUUAAACCUCUCUGAUUGCACUGAGAAGGUGAUUGCUGAGUACAUUUGGAUUGGUGGAUCAGGCAUGGACCUCAGAAGCAAAGCAAGGACUCUUCGUGGAUCUGUUACCGAUCCCAAAGAGCUUCCAAAUUGGAAUUACGAUGGAUCGAGCACAGGUCAAGCUCCUGGGAAAGACAGUGAAGUGAUCCUAUAUCCCCAAGCAAUUUUUAAGGAUCCAUUCAGGAGGGGCAACAAUAUUCUAGUCAUGUGUGAUACUUACACUCCCUCUGGCGAGGCAAUUCCAACAAACAAGAGGUAUAAUGCCGCCAAUAUUUUCAGCCAUCCUGAUGUCGUUGCAGAAGAGCCAUGGUAUGGCCUCGAGCAAGAGUACACCUUGUUGCAGAAAGAUGUUAAGUGGCCUGUUGGCUGGCCAUUGGGAGGUUAUCCAGGACCCCAGGGACCAUACUACUGUGCGAUUGGUGCUGACAAAGCCUUUGGACGUGACAUUGUCGAUUCUCACUACAAGGCCUGCCUUUAUGCCGGCAUUAACAUAAGCGGCAUCAAUGGAGAAGUGAUGCCAGGCCAGUGGGAGUUUCAAGUUGGACCUUCUGUUGGCAUCUCAGCCGGAGAUGAGUUGUGGGUGGCGCGUUACAUUCUGGAGAGGAUUACUGAAAUUGCUGAUGUGGUGCUUUCUUUUGACCCCAAACCAAUCCCGGGUGAUUGGAAUGGUGCCGGUGCUCACACAAACUACAGCACCAAGUCUAUGAGGAGCGACGGAGGCUAUGAGGUCAUCAAAAAGGCGAUUCGAAAGCUUGGGCUAAGGCACAAGGAACAUAUUGCCGCGUAUGGCGAAGGCAAUGAGCGUCGCCUCACCGGACGACAUGAAACAGCCAAUAUGAAUACAUUCUCAUGGGGGGUUGCAAACCGUGGUGCAUCCAUUCGGGUUGGCAGAGACACGGAGAAAGCAGGCAAAGGGUAUUUCGAGGACCGGAGGCCUGCUUCAAAUAUGGAUCCGUACGUGGUCACUUCCAUGAUUGCCGAGACCACCAUUCUGUGGAAACCGUGACUCUGCUGACAUUUCACAAAAGGAAUAUAUCAGAACAACACCACCACGGUCCAUUUUUCAUUCAAGUAUCUUUCCUUUGUUUUUCUUCCUGAUGUAGCAAGCUGACCUUGCUUACCUUAAGGUUUGGCCUCAUGUAUUAAAUAACAGUAACAUCUAUAUUAAUAACGAUACAAAGGGAAUAAAUUUUUUGAUGUUUUCAGACAAAA
Messenger RNA from Cornus florida, 1385 nucleotides. Its product is annotated as glutamine synthetase cytosolic isozyme 2-like. The coding region runs from base 109 to 1179 and encodes 356 amino acids. The transcript is spliced from 12 exons. Lineage: Eukaryota; Viridiplantae; Streptophyta; Magnoliopsida; Cornales; Cornaceae. Gene Ontology annotation, molecular function: glutamine synthetase activity. Gene Ontology annotation, cellular component: cytoplasm. The record is from RefSeq and is a predicted model, not a curated record.